AAGAUAAAGAGAAUAGAGUGUCAUGUUGACAUAAAUCUUUAGGCCCCAGGGUUUAAAAUUUCAAUUUCUGAAAAGAAAUCACUAGGUGAUUAUGUUGGGCCUGAAAAGAAUUUUGGGUCUGUCUGGCGGAGUGUUGGUUGACGAGGAAAAUCGAAAGGAACUCUGAAGCGCGGACGAAUGCUAACGGCUUUUAUAGGAUUGUAACUGUGAUUUCAUCCUAUACAGCUAUCAAAACGUUUCAUUGGUCUACAAUCUGUGAACUGGAGGCGUGAUUCGACAAAACAAUUGUGUGAAUUUAUAGCAAUCCUAAAACCAAUUUAUCUGGAACCUUGUUAGAGGAUAACAAUCACUGAGUCGGUCAGUUUUCGAUCUGAUAAGGUAUCAAGCCAGUUUUCCUUUAACUUCUGCGUUCGGCUCGGCUCGGCUCGACUUCAAGGAAAGAGAUGAGUUGGAUUCGAGAUCAAGGUCAUUUGUCUCGUGUUUUAGAGGAAGAGCUGAAAUGUCCGGUGUGCCUAGACGAAUUCGAAGAUCCAAAGAAUCUGUGUUGUUCUCACACAGUCUGCAAACAGUGUCUGAGUCAGAUGGUGGAACACAAUUUGCUUCGAUCCUUCUUGCGUUGCCCCACCUGCAGGCGAGAAACUGAGAUACAUUUUCCGGAGGGCAUCGACGGUCUGCCUACAAAUUACAUCGCGAUUGCUCUAAUAUCUGGGAAAAGUAGAACCAAAGACAUCAAGGAGGUGGAGGACCGUAUAAAUAAAUGCAAGGAGACUUUGCAAGAAAAAAAGGGAUUGUUGUUCAAGAUCAUGGACACAUCGCAGAGUCUUGGAAACCGAAGGCAGCAAGUUGAAGGUGAAAUUCGGCAAGCUGCAGAAAGAAUUGUGCUGAUGGUGAGAACUAGAGAGGAAGAACUUAUACAAGAGCUUAAUUCGGCUGUGGCUCGACAGCAGAGUGAUUUAAGACAGCAAAAAGUUGUGAUACAGAAUUUGAUAGCAGAUGCAAAUAGGAUGCUCAAUGAUGCCCAGCAACAAAUCAAUGCACUCUCCACAAAGAGGCUUGUUGAAGCUAAAGAUUCGAUCCUAUCUCAGCUCCGAGACAUUGAUGGUAUAGAGUCGGACAUACCGGAAAUUAAUCCCAUUGUAUUUACCCCAAACACAAGUUUUAACGAAAGUGAACAACUAACUAAGCUUGGAAAACUGGACGUUCAUUCUAUUCAAGAAAACCCAGAGAGCUCUGACAUUCAUUCAAUUAGUCUCGAUUACUCAACAGGUGAAAUACAAAUUUCUGCUUUUGGAACACCUGGGGCUGACGAGGGUGAAUUUACCCUCCCGUGGGGCGUGGCCAUACGGGACGAUGGCUGUAUUGCUGUUGCUGAUCAUGCUAACAGCAGGAUUCAAGUAUUUGAUCAUCAAGGCAGUUUCCUUCGUUUUUUAACAGAUGAUGAAGUAGAGAGUGUUCACCUUCCCACCGGCAUUGCGUUUGACCUUGAUCAUCACCUUGUAACCUUCGAUGAUGAAACUCACAAAAUCAAAGUAUUGGACUCUGAAGGUCGGCUGAUUAGGUGCAUGAACACUGAGACUAAACUUGGCACCAAAGUGGAGGGAAUAUCAGUUGAUAAUGAAGGACACAUAAUUGUCACGGACUCGUCAAAUGAACGGGUACUAGUGUUUCACCAUAGUGGACAUUUAUGUCUUGAAUUCGGAGCUGAUGGGAAAAACAAGCUGGGCUGGCCAUCAUCUGCAGUUUUCCAUCAAGGGCGAUUUAUUGUCUCUGACACAUUUAACCACUGCCUCAAGGUGUACAACCGACAUGGUGUCUACCUUCAGCAGAUUGGAAGAUCAGGAAGAGAGCCAGGACAAUUUAUCAAACCGCGAGGACUGGCUGUGGAUUCAGGAGGUAACAUACUUGUGUGCGAUUCUGGCAACUGUCGCAUCCAAGUCCUUGACUCUUAUGGAAACUUCGUAAAGAGCUUUGGAGGCUUUGGUGAGGAAGAGGGAAAGUUUUGUUUGCCAUACUCUGUGGCAGUUGGAAAACGGGGGGAAGUAGUUGUGUCUGACUGCAACAGUCAUCGCAUACAGAUUUUUCGAUUCCCAUCUCUUAAUGAAAGCUCAAAUCCUGCUUAACCCUUUAACUCCCAUGAGUGACCAAGAGAGAAUUUCUCCUUACAAUAGCAAUACAAAAUCAACCAGAUAAGCGUUGAGAGUAAAGAAAAAUAUCAAUUUGGGGAUAAUUAGUUGAUCCAAUGCUGAAUUCUCUGAACUAACAUUACAAGAAUUGUAUGGUUGACAGUAAGGAUAAUUACAAAUUUGAUGUGGGACUUAGAGGGUUAAAGUGAAAGAGGUGAUGGAGUGAUUUCAAAAUUAACUGCAGUUUCAAUGAAAAUCAAUUGUUGCUAACUUUUGUAUUUAGUGGAAAGAAUGAUUAAACUUUGAUGUGUUUUGUGAGCAAAAUAGAAAAAAAUUUAUAGUGAGCUGAUAAGCUUAAGCAAGACAUAAUAAUUCGAGAGUACUUUUGUAAAAGAAAAUUUGCAAAUUCCAGUGCACAAUCAAUUUUUAUAGAUUCUCAUUUUCAUACAAGUAAAACUUUGUUUGGCCAGCAGUCGUUUGAGUGAUAGAAGAGCCAUUUAAUUUUAAAUCCUUUAUAGAUUGCUCACUUCUAAGUGACUAAUAAUGAGCUCCAGCAUGAUUCGAAAUUAUUUUAGUGGCUGUUUUGGCAAGUUUUUCAUUUUGAGCCAGGCUGCUAGAAGAAACUCUUAAAAAAACUUUCAUGCAAAUCAGAAAAAUGAGGUCACUGUAAGAUGUAAUCAGACAAUUUUGUCAUUCAUUAAUGGUGCAUAAAAUUAACCCUUUAAACCCUGAAAGUGACCAGCAUCUAAUUUCUCCUUACAUUAAUUUGGCUGAACCAUAUAUUAAGAUCAUGAGAACAAAGGAAAUGAUUGCCAAG
This is a messenger RNA of Pocillopora damicornis (cauliflower coral), 2940 nucleotides long. RefSeq lists its product as uncharacterized. NCBI's taxonomy places the organism in Eukaryota, Metazoa, Cnidaria, Anthozoa, Scleractinia, Pocilloporidae. Gene Ontology annotation, biological process: proteasome-mediated ubiquitin-dependent protein catabolic process; protein polyubiquitination. The record is from RefSeq and is a predicted model, not a curated record. Gene Ontology annotation, molecular function: protein binding; ubiquitin protein ligase activity.